AUUCUUUAAAUCUUUUGCGUUUAAGUUUUAAACCAAAUGCAACUCUGUCGUUAAUGAAAUGCAACUCUGACGUCAGGUAGUGCAAAAAUCAUCUGUUUGACAAAUGAAAUAGCCGAAAGAAAAAGGAUAAAAGCAAAAGCUUAAUUUAGCAAACAACACAUCGAAUUUUACCACAACGCAUAACAAGUCGGGUUCAGUGAGAAGUUAACCAGCUUGUAUACUGCCAGGAACAGAUUUUUAACUGGUCUUUGCCACAAUUGUGCAAAUUUUUUGUGCGGACAACCUGUUCUAACAUAUACGGAUAACACAUAAUGGAGCAUAUAUCUGCAGUUAUCAGUGGAGACAUUAUGAACAACAGCACUUCAUCAACGUCAGCAGGCAAUAAAACAAUAAAUUCGAAAGAUUCCAAAACCGAUGUUGUAGCUGUAACUCCAUUUGCUGAGGUCGAGAAACUCACCUAUGAAAUCCACCGUUAUUCCAGUUUCUCGACCAACUAUUUUCCUGAAAACAUACUGGUAGAUUGCCCUGGUGAUCAAUCCUCACGCUGGUCGGCACACACCAACAAUCCACCACAGUUUCUUACUUUGAAGCUGAAGCGUCCUGCCGUUGUGAAAAAUAUUAAAUUUGGCAAAUUUGAAAAGUCACAUGUGUGUAACAUCAAAAAAUUCCGUGUUUUCGGUGGACUCGAUGAAGACCGCUUGGUGUUGCUUUUAGAAGGUGGCCUAAGAAAUGAUAACGUGCCAGAAGUAUUCAAUUUACGUUGCAAAACAGAAGACGGUACGGGACAACUGCCCAUUUUGUAUUUGAAAAUAGUGCCACUACUCUCAUGGGGUCCAACUUUCAACUUUAGUAUUUGGUAUAUAGAAUUACACGGACAGGAUGACCCCAUGUAUACCAGUGUGAGCUUGACGAACUACAAUAUGUUACGUGAAGUUGAAAUCGUUAAAUUGUGCCUAAAACACUUUCGUCAACAAGGCUACGAUGCCGCUUUCAAAGCUUUGCAAGAGCAAACUCAAGUGCGUCUGGAACACAAGCUUAUAAGUGAACUACACAAAUGUUUGGUUAUAAAUGGUGACUUCAAGAAGGCUGAAAAAUUCAUUACUGAAUGUGUCAAUGAGGGCCUUAUGGACUCGUAUCUCAAUCGGCAAGAUUACAAACAUACUUGGCGCAUGCAGCACACACAAAGCAGUACGCAACCAGGCAAUCGUGGUGGCCAUCAAUUAGUUGUGGAUACCAAAAAACGUUUAGUCUACUUAUAUGGCGGUUGGGAUGGCUAUCGUGACCUCAGCGAUUUGUGGGUCUUUGAUAUAAAAACCAACAGUUGGACGUUGCUUUUCGAACAAACUGAGCUCUAUAAUGGACCAACGCCACGUUCGUGCCACAAAAUGGUGUACGAUUCGGUUAGCGAAAAUAUAUUUAUGUUAGGUCGUUAUUUAGAUAACUCCAUACGCACCACGGAAUACAUUAAAAGCGACUUCUUCCUGUACGACACACGUGCACGCACAUGGCUGCAAAUCUGCGAUGACACAAGUCAAGUCGGUGGUCCACACCUUGUUUACGAUCAUCAAAUGUGCAUCGAUAGCGAGAAGCGUAAUAUUUAUGUGUUCGGUGGCAAAAUACUGACACCACGUAGUGUUUUGAAUUCCACUUCGAAUGAACCCGAAUAUUCGGGACUGUUCUCCUAUCACAUUGCCACUAACACAUGGACACAGAUACUUGUCGAUUGUCAUCAUCCAAGUGCAUCGCAGGCCGAUGUACUCUCGAUAAAGUCGCGCAUCACGCACUGCAUGGUGUUUCAUACGAAACAUCGCAAACUGUACAUUUAUGGUGGGCAGCGUGGCAAAGAGGACAUCGACGACUUUAUCACCUAUGACGUUGACACACAAGCCAUUUCCGUGCUGAAUAAAGACAAUAAUAAUUGUGGUGGCGCCGGUGGCAGUAGCGUCUGCACUAGCGUUAGCGAUACAAAGAAUGAACCUUCGCCAGGUUACACGUUGCGCGCCACCAUCGAUUGUGAUCGCGAUGAAAUUUACAUUUUCUCCAGCUUGAGCAAACUGAAAGAUCGUCGCGAUAUCCAACAUGUGGAUGCAUCAAACUCCUUUUGGGUAUAUUCGCUAAAGCAUUACAUGUGGUCGCGCAUUUACACGUGCCGUCAUAAUGCCGAGGCAUCAAAUGCCACAGUGAAGUCGGAUCUACUCGAACCGUGUCCACGCUAUGCGCAUCAGUUGGUGUACGACGAUGUGGCAAAGUUGCACUAUCUAUUUGGUGGAAAUCCUGGCAAGUCUUCGCGUCCACAAAUGCGGUUGGAUGACUUUUGGUUACUUGAUCUCGAAAAACCCAAGCGCAGUGAGAUUUUGAUGCAUUGCCGUUAUUUGGUGCGCAAGUUGCACUACGAAGAAAUGACACGCGUCGAUCCGUUGAGCGCAAUGCAAUAUUUACGUCAUCGUGUUGCCGAAGUUAUUGAUCAUUCGAAUCCAGAACAAUUAAAUAAUUUCCACAAGUUGGCCUCACUGCUGUUUCGCUGCGAUGAUACCAGUAGCACAACCGGUCGUUCGCAAUUGGUCACACCGCCUUUGGGCAAGUCAUUGAAAAUGGAUAGUAGCAUACAAGGGGAGAAUUUGGAAGCUGAGACAGCAAAUGUAUCGGCAGAAAGCGACGAAAAACAGCAAGAUGAUGACGCUUCGAAUAAAUCGGGUCUGCAUUCAGAAGGCUCCAAUCCGGCUGAGGAUCUUUCGAUGGAGUCAUGCGAUAGCACUGGAACAGCAUCAUCUGUCUCGGCUACCUCUGAUUCGGCCGUGUCGUCGGCGGGCUCCUCGACGCAUGGGCGCCGCAAUAAUACUAAACGCGUACAUGACAGUCGCGAACAAGAGUUGCGCAGGCGUCGUGCGUAUCUCUUCAAUAAGAUAGUGAAACUAAUGCCGGCCAAUAUGGUGCAACCGGAACGCAAUCUAAGCGACUUUGUUGUUAUGUAAAAGCACGGAUGUUGGAAAAAAAAUGAAAAUAAAACUCACUUUUUAUAACAACCAACUAAGUUAAGUUAAGUAUUAAAAAAAAAAAAAAAACAAAAAAA
This is a messenger RNA of Zeugodacus cucurbitae (melon fly), 3070 nucleotides long. RefSeq names its product muskelin (gene muskelin). The record is from RefSeq and is a predicted model, not a curated record. The transcript has 12 exons. Gene Ontology annotation, cellular component: cytoplasm. Lineage: Eukaryota; Metazoa; Arthropoda; Insecta; Diptera; Tephritidae. Gene Ontology annotation, molecular function: protein binding. Bases 312 to 2972 code for a protein of 886 amino acids.